AUGGCUCCCAUCCGCCGCUACCUACGCAUCAGUAAAUAUUCUGUGCUGGAAUGUCGAAUAUAUUUAGACAACCCGUCUGACAAUCGCUGGCUUCUCAACUCUCAAGAUCCCGUCCUCCCACGCGUUUUCGACGUGAUUCGACCGUUGGUGUUGCCGAAGCUGCGGGAAGAGAAUGAACGACGGUUAUUUCGAAAGAAGAGCAAGGCCACCAAGGAUGUCAUCGCUGAAGAUGACUUCGAAGUCGGUAUCUUCCUUCGCGAAUCGCGCACCCGCCAUUCCCUCUUAACGCGACAUAAAACUUUCGACCAGGCGGGGAAAAUGGAAGAGAACGAAGACUCAAAGAAAAUGCUCGGAGCUGCCGAUGCCGCAAACCCAGAAGUCAUCGAUAGUGAUAGCGAUCCCGAGUUUGACUUGCGCGAUAUUCCCGAAGCGACCGACAAUGGCAGUGCUCCCCAUGAUUUAUCAUCGCGGAAGAGAAAGAGACAGGCCUCGGACCUGAUGGAGACUGAAAAUAAGGAUGAGAAAAAGCUGGGGUUCAGCACACAUUACGAAAGCUUCAAUAUCUCGGGAUGGGUGCUGUGUCUGCUCAUUUCGCGCAAGGGGGACCAGGCAAGACCGAAUGUUGCGACCUCGGAGCCUAAGCAGCCGUUGAUGGAGCAAUGGAUUUCGACACAAGCACAAGGUGAUGAGGAUUGA
This is a messenger RNA of Penicillium pulvis, 696 nucleotides long. RefSeq lists its product as uncharacterized. The transcript has 2 exons. The coding region runs from base 1 to 696 and encodes 231 amino acids. NCBI's taxonomy places the organism in Eukaryota, Fungi, Ascomycota, Eurotiomycetes, Eurotiales, Aspergillaceae. The record is from RefSeq and is a predicted model, not a curated record.